Messenger RNA from Ostrinia furnacalis (Asian corn borer), 451 nucleotides. Its product is annotated as GAS2-like protein pickled eggs. The transcript has 2 exons. Gene Ontology annotation, cellular component: microtubule plus-end; cytoplasm; stress fiber. Bases 179 to 451 code for a protein of 90 amino acids. Gene Ontology annotation, biological process: actin crosslink formation; microtubule bundle formation; protein localization to microtubule plus-end. The record is from RefSeq and is a predicted model, not a curated record. NCBI's taxonomy places the organism in Eukaryota, Metazoa, Arthropoda, Insecta, Lepidoptera, Crambidae. Gene Ontology annotation, molecular function: actin filament binding; microtubule binding; cytoskeletal adaptor activity.
ACGACCGCGGCCAGUCGACCCACAGCCGCCGCGUCGAGCGCACGUUUCGCUAGUAUCGCUCGCUCGAUAACGUAGCCGAAGUGUUGUGUUUUUUUCCGAUAAAGGAUUUCUGGUGCCUGCCACAGUGGACCGAACCGUUCUUUUUAAUUACAAAGAGCCAGUGAUGUCCACUUGAGCAAUGGCGAGCGCAGGCGCAGUGCUCCUGGAGGCGCGGCCCUUCAGGCCCUUCAAGUCCUCGGAGGAGUACCUCUACGCCAUGAAGGAGGACCUGGCGGAGUGGCUGACCAUCCUCUACCCUGAGCUGAGGAUCAACGCGGACAAUUUCUUGGACAGACUGGAUACGGGCGUCGCUUUGUGCCGGGUAAGUUUUAUUUAUUUAUUACUCGACCACGUGAAGAAAGGUCUGUUUUUAGGGUUUUCUCGGAAAUUAUUCGAAAUUUUCUUGCCGUAA